Messenger RNA from Drosophila ficusphila, 719 nucleotides. RefSeq names its product N-alpha-acetyltransferase 40 (gene Naa40). Bases 71 to 679 code for a protein of 202 amino acids. Gene Ontology annotation, molecular function: protein N-terminal-serine acetyltransferase activity; histone H4 acetyltransferase activity; histone H2A acetyltransferase activity. The transcript has 2 exons. Lineage: Eukaryota; Metazoa; Arthropoda; Insecta; Diptera; Drosophilidae. The record is from RefSeq and is a predicted model, not a curated record. Gene Ontology annotation, cellular component: nucleus.
CUCGGUAUUAUGAAAGGAAAAAAAAGCGGGAACAUAUUUUAUAUGUUUUCAUUCACAUAAACCGACUGAAAUGGCAAAUAAGGACGAACUAAGUCAGGGAGCUAAGCAAAGAUUGGUGGAGAAUGCUGCCAGGGCCAAAAACCCAUUGGAAACUCUCAAUUACCAAAGCUUCAAGGCUUCCAGCGGAGAAGAAUUUAAACUAAUAUGCAAAACAAAAUCGGAUGCGGAUUCCAAGUUGCUUAAAUGGGCCUUUAAAUUGGCAGAGACCAACGUGGGACCCUACUAUAAAGAACUCAAGAUGGGAUGGCAGCCAAAGAUUAAAAACGCCGAUUUGAAUAAGAACUGGGCGCGAUAUUUGGUGGCUCAAAACGAUAAGAAAGAGAACGUGGCCUAUACAAUGUUUCGCUUUGACAUGGAUCAUGGGGAUUGUGUUUUAUACUGCUACGAAAUGCAAGUGGCGGCGGAGUACCGAAGAAAAGGACUCGGAAAAUUUAUUAUGGGCAUUCUGGAACAUUGUGCUCGUCAUUGGCAUUUAGAAAAGAUUAUGUUAACUGUCCUGAACAACAACGAACCGUCCAUUUCCUUCUUCAAACAACUGGGAUACGUAAAGGAUGAGAUCUCCCCAGAUGUCCUGGAAGAAGCAGACUAUCAAAUCCUGAGCAAAUCGAUGUUGGGCUAAGUGUUUAUUGGAUUCCAGAUAUUAUAGAUAAUAGAAAAUA